AUGACAAGCAACAACGAUUCCCCAAUGUCCGGUCUCCUCCUUCUUCCGAGCCCGACCAUGGAGCGAGCUACUUCAUCAACCGGAAGGCUUAAUUCUCGCUCAAAAGAAGUUUUCUUAAACACGCCUUCGCCGCUGCGCAAAAUGGCCAGUCAGUUAUCAUCAAGUUUUCGUAGUUUUCGGUCCAGCAGCGGAAAUGAGAACCACCAGCACCAUCAUCAUCACCAUCAUCACAGAGGAUGCCUUAAUGGUAGUGGCAGGGACAGAUGGAAAAGUAGAACCGAGUUUAUAUUGAUGCUGAUUGGUUAUACGGUUGGUCUUGGUAAUGUGUGGCUGUUUCCUUACUUGUGUCAUAAAAACGGCGGAGGUAAGAUAACAGUGAUUUACUCGUACCAAAAAAUAACCAACUAAAGUUUCAUAGUCAUCUAUAGUUUUCACUCAAAUGGCUUUCAACAAUAGGACUAUCUCGAGAAACAAAUCAAGAGAUAGCCUACAACAGUAGUCUCUAUUGUUUCCGUUUGCUUUCCACCCUAAAAAUUGCACAUUCCUUCUCCUCCGUCACACUAAAAACAUUAUACUUAACGCAAAGUGUCUUUAAUUAUAUCUUCACAGCUUCUUUCCUUAUCCCAUACGGAAUUAUGCUGGCACUAGAGGGCAUACCAUUAUAUUACAUGGAACUAUGCAUUGGACAACGAAUGCGCAAAGGCUCCGUCGGAGUCUGGAGCGAAAUUUCACCUUACCUGGGAGGGCUAGGGAUAGCAUCCGUGGUGGUUUGCUUCUUAGUUUCACUGUAUUACAACGUUAUUAUUGCGUGGUGUGUUUUCUACUUUUUCAAGUCCUUUGAACAUCCUUUACCUUGGUCUUCAUGUCCACUCGAGCCAGUAACAGUCGGUAAUAUUACUACAAUGGGGCCUGUGCAUGAAUGCAACGUAUCCGCCUCUGCAACAACGUAUUUCUGGUACCGAACAACGCUACAGAUAUCAUCAAACAUUGAGGACAGCGGUGGAAUCAACUGGAAGAUUUAUGCAUGCUUAAUUGGAACAUGGGUCCUUAUUUGGCUGUGUAUGAUGAAGGGAACCAGGAUAACAGGAAAGGUAGAAGUACCUAACUUAGAGAGAUACUACAUAACUGAAUGGGUGCUGUGAACACCUUUCCUAUCAGGCGACUCUGUUGCACAAGACCGGAAAUCGUGAAUGUAUUUUCAAUUAUUUUUUUUUUUUCAUCAAUUCAUUUGGAGAUAGCAACAUCCUCAACAGAUAUUAGGGAGCUUAAGCAACGACGACGGCGACGGCAACGAGAACGGCAAAAAAUAAGUAGGUUUGGAUUUGCAAAACAACAAACCUGCACGUGCAUCACAUUUCUUUGCCGUCUUUGCACGGCCACGACGUGGAACUUCUAGGACGUGAACGCAAGACACCGAUUUCCUUUUUUUUCCUGAACUUCAAUAUAACCCCAGAGGAGUUCCUUAACUUUAAACAAAUUGUGUGAAAUGGAGCAAGAGUAACGUAUUUUGAAACGGCGCGAAGUUGCUUCCUAAGUGGCGUUUUCGCUGCCGUUGCCGUCGUGGUUGCUUACACUCUCGAUUACUGACGAUGGUGGAGGUGACGGAGGGAGUGGACUGAGAAAAAUUGUCCGUUUCUCUUCUCGGAAUGAAAAGACUAUGAAUUUUGCUAAAAAUUCUUUAAAAAACGUCAGAACGAAAGGAAAUGAAAAAGGACACAGAUUAUUACUGUUGGUUUCUUGCUGGUUGCUGGUGUAUCUAUAUCUUUUAUAUUGAUGAAUCAUAUCUGUGCUUUGAAAACGGAAGCGGGUGUACCGUGACGAAUAACUUAGUAACAGUUAGGGGAUCUUAUUACAUUUUCUUACUUGAUCUGAAGCUAGAGAAUAAUGGAACCGAGAGAGAGAGAGAAUUUCACUAAUCAAAAGUUAUUUUUAGAGGAUGUAAUUAAACGGAAGUCUAAUUCCUGAGACGUGUGCAUAUUUUAAUCAAUUGUUUGAAACGUCACCAAGUCCUCGCGUGACUGCCUUAAAGCAAACAAAGCAGAAUAUUGUAAUGGUGACUGUUGAAUUCUCUCUUGACAACACUGAAUAAAAGUUUGAGGACCUCUCCGGAAACCAACUUUAGAUUAAUUUCAAGAGUUCACUUGGUCUAAAAAUAGUUCGCUGAAAUUCACUUAUCCCAAGGGCUAGAGUGGGCGUUUCCCUCUCAGUUCCACCAUUUUCUCUUGUCUGAAGCUAAUAUACCAGCCUCCAUUUUGAUUUAAUAUUUUCACAGAUCGUAUACUUGACUGCCACGCUACCUUUGAUCUUGUUGAUAAUAUUCUUCUUUCGUGGAGUUCAUCUGAAAGGAUAUCAAGAAGGACUGGCUUUACUUUUUAUACCUGAAGUAAGACGUUAUUUAAUAAAAGAGCUCGUUACAAGGUCAAAGUAGACACAACAACAAACAAAUGAUACUACACACACGCUAAAAACACUUCUGUCAGUCUUGAAACUUUCAGUGGUACCGCGCACGAGGCACUAUUAUUCUGCAAAAGAAACCUUGAACUAAUCUAUGUACAUGCCAAGUUACUCUCUACAUCAGACUCGUAUACCAAGUGUUUAUCACUGUGGUAUUUGGUGCUCGGACUUUCCUUGAAACGAGUCUGCCUCCACAUCAAGCGAUAAAUGGAUUCGAAGAGAAGCAAAGUUCCAUGCAAAACAUGGAAACAAAAACAAAACUUUCGUAAGGUACUAGUUUCAAUUUUAAAUCCCCUGCAAUUAAAUUGAGCAAGCUCUAACUUGUUAAAGUUGUCUUUCCUUAUUGUCAAAGUGUGCGUUGGGAAAACGUAAUGUUUCUUCUUUUUCCGUUAGUUUGACCGUCUCAAGGAUCCACUUGUGUGGCUGGAUGCUGCAGUGCAGAUCUUCUAUUCUCUGGGUGUGGCCUAUGGAUCAUUAAUAGCUUUCUCCAGUUACAAUCCUAUAAAAAAUGAUUCAACAAGAGACGCUAUAACAGUUUGCCUCAUCAAUUGCGCUACUUCGAUAUACGCAAGUGUUGUGGUGUUCGCUUUCAUAGGUUUUCAGGUAUAUUAUAAUUUUGCUUUUCUGCCCCUGGGCCUAACAAUUGUACAUAGUGCGUUUGAGAAAUACCAUAAUAUCUAGCUUUAGCCAAGGCCAGUAACAAUUAUUAAGUGAAGUUUCUCCAUUAAAAGAGUUUUUGCUAGGGUUAAACAAGUUUGGCUUUCAUGAGUUUCAAGGUGCAAGAAAUUAUCAGUAUAAUUAUAGCACACAAACAUUGUCUCUUGGUAACUUAUCCGUCCUAUCCAUUUCUGAAGUAAUACUCACGGGUUUCACGAGUUGUAUGCACUAUUUUUCGCCGAGAAACAAAUUUAAACUUCAAUUUACCUUACAGUAGUCCGUUCUUUUACCUUGCAUUCGACAACAAAUCCGUUAAAGGCGAACAAAAGCACUCUUCUUUUUUCUGAGCCUGCGAUCACUUGAAUGCCAUGUGAUCUUUUUUUUUAGAAGCCCUUUGCGCGCAAAAAACACUUUAAAAAACACGUCACCUCAAGCAGUUGUACACUUGAGUCUGCGAUACAGACAUGACACACUGGUCAGUGGAUUCUCUAUUUUGACAGCUCUAUUUUGAUCAUAACAUGGAUGCCCAAUACCAAGUUGAACACAAUUUGUUCUUGCCUUGGAUUUAAAAAACAUCCGCUAACAUGAAGGGGCGGACGUUCGGACAGACAAAUGGACGAUUUUGACAGAACAAAAAAUUCCUGGAUGCAUACAUAACUAAAUCGUCUUACCCUUGAUGCGCCGCUGCGCGCGCUUCGCGUGUGAGAGCUUCACUACUACCACUGUUGACCCUCAUAAUAAAACUAGUAAUAGACGACACUAUAGCUGUCCCUGCUCUGUAUAUUGUCGGUCAAUAGCAUUCUUGGUCGUUGUGUAGCACUUUGAAAUAUGCCCAUUCAUAAUGAAGAUUUUCAUACAUAUUCCAUACAAUAGGUGAGAUAUACAGAAAAAGCAAGGUUCAAUGUACAGUUUCAGUUCGAUUUACACAGUUUUGAUCAAAACAUUCUCAGUUUCGAGAGUAGUUUAUUCUAAACAAUAACAAAAGAUUUAAUUAGAAAUUGAAUUUUUCGCUAUUUCUCUUUCACUUUUUACAUUCAGUUCUUUUUUUUGCCGGAAAGUAAGCCUUAGAAAUUAAAAGGACGGUUGAUCAAUUCACGCUCGCGCAUUCUAGUCUUAUUUUAAACUUUAUAACGGAAGAACAUCUGCGAGCAGGGAAUAAGUGAGCACAGAAUUUGAUUGUCGGCGAAUUUCUGUAAUUGUCCAUCGUUCUGCUGGUGAUAAGCUAGCCGUUGUUCACUCGCCUUGCUUGUUUGGGGCUGAGUCUUAUUCCGGUCAAAGAGAGAGAAAGUGGCAAGGUUUCCAAUUAAAGAUUUGUGUCUGGCAAUUUAUCCAAGUGUUCAUAUAUACACAGUUAUACGCACCUUAUAACUUCAUCUGCGCUUAACGAGUGUCUUUUGGUCCAUCACUUUCAAAACAACUGCUCCCCAGAAUGUCACUGAUAACACGUAACACAAAAAGAGUAUCGAAGUAUGACUGCACAUUUGACUGCACAAUAAUUGUCGCAAAAUCUAGCUAUUGUGUGUUUUCACAUGACGUCAUGGCGGCCAUAUUUGUGUCUCAAAACAAUGAAACGGGGGCCAUGUUUGUGUCCCAAACUAGGCCUUUGGGAGUUGAACUCUUUUCUUAUGUAAACGCUUUCUUUUGUUCCAAUAAAUUUGCAUAGAUGCUGACCAGGUGAGUGAAAACACAGAAUUGUAAGCGGCCCCUUGGGGAUUUUCUGUCUUUACGUCAUCCUAACCAUUUCGUACUUGCGGGCGCAAACAAUAGAAACGUUAUCAUUACCUACCGAUUCCUCGCGGCCCCUGUUCAAGCAAAUCGAAAUUUUUCUGGCCUACUGACUGUAUAUUUCAUCUUUAAGUACUUUCCUUCAUAUACACGCGAGUUACUAGAGUGCCUCCUUGGGAUUUCGCCUUCUGGGUGAAAUCCUUUCGGGGGAAAUUAAGAAAGCAUAAACAUUCGGGUAUGUCGAUAGUCGUAAAAUCUAUUAUAUACUUUCCAGCGAAACCUAGGUAUGCUCAAAAUUAUGCUCGGAUGGAGUUAUUAUGCGUAUAAUGUUACGGGUGACGGAUCCCGUCUAAAUAUUGUGAUUAAAUUCCACCGUUUAAUGUCGAGAGUCAAAUAACGAAACUUCCAGGGCAAAGUUUACUCUCCUUUAUCUCGAUGGUAAGAUGGCCUUCAGUGUUAAAAGUGUUAUGAAUGAAGAAGCUGACAAAGGAAUCCAGCCAGAAGGCUAAAAUUCGUCCACAUACCGGUUUUAUAUCAAGACUAAUUAUCCGUUUCUAGUAAAAAUUCAGCCAUUAAAAUGGGGGUGUUUUUUGGACAAUUUCCUCAAAUUUCGUUUCAGCAGGUUAAGUUUUUCUUGACAAUGAAUUAACACCAAACAAGGAAGACGAAAUAUACUUCAAAUAUUCUGCUGUGCUAACACUUUUUUUCCGUUGUCCAGGCAGAAGACAAAAUGGACCUAUGUUUAGAUGAUCAAAAAGUUCAGGCUUUGCGACUGCUUAAAAGCACUGGAGUCACCAAUUUACCGAAAUCAAUAGACUUUAACGGAAUGGAUGGUGGAUUUCUCCGCGAGAUGCUUUACAAUGCGUCCAGAUUGUAUAAUGAGACGCUCAUUACUUGUGAUAAAAAGAAGUUUUUGAAGGUGAGACAGCUUACCGAUGUAUAUAAAUCUCUUUACUUCAUCUACACUUCAUCUAUGUUCACACUCUAUAUAUCCCAUAGCUUUUUUGCCGGAACAAAAACGAUACAGGACAGCGCUUCUUUUCACACAUAAGAACGGUGAUACCGGCGCGAAUCCGGAAGGCACUUUGCGAAACUAUGACGGUGACGGCGACGGCAACGGUAACGUCAAAAAGAAGUAGGUUCUGUAAGCAAAACAACAACUCUGCACGUGCACCACGCUUUUUUGAAAUUUCUUUGCCGUCCCUGCACGACUAUGACUUGAAAUGACCAAAUUGUAAGCUUUUUUGAGGACGGGAACGGCAAGGCGAUAUAUUCUCCCCCGCUGUCUGAACUCGGCCCAGCCCCCUCUCAUCAGUUCCAACAAAAGUUUCCUUCUUUUUAGUAAUUGGGCGACUUAGGAUAAUCGCGAAAUGGUUGAAAAGGAUGCGGAGUCUAUCUUUCAACGAGCUUUUAAUGGACGUCGCCGUUGUCGGAUCGUAAGAGAACGGAGCGAGGAUGCGCCUCGCCGAUCUCUUAAAGGGAAGAUUCGCAUAUCGGAUAGGUGUUCACUGAUACCAUACUGGAAAGCUUUUUGUGUCAGCACGAAAAGCUCUACGGUAUAAUGUGAAUAUAACCUUAGUUGUCAUUCGUAUCCUGGCGAUGCCCUUCAAAAGUAAAUCAGUCAUUGGUAGUUAUGUAUGGAGCGAUUUUCGUAUGACCUUGAAAUGAAAACGCACCAACAAAGCAGAAAAACAAACGAACGGAAAUAGAGCGAUUUGAUUGGUUUUGUCGAACGGAUACAAACGCGCGUGGCUUUUGGUUGGUUUAGUGAAUGCUCGGGCGAAAAAACUUCAUACCCGAGAACUUUCUAGUAAUCAACCAAUAAUUCGCUUUGACAUCAUACUGCAACAGGAUUGGCCAAUCGAACAAUGGCUUCUUUAUAUUAGGGUUUUCUUUGGCGGUAAAACGAAGAGGCCAUGUCUUGAUCUUUUUAUCCAUUGACUGCUAAAACAAAUAACGAACACUUACCGAAACCAUUUUUAAAGGUCAUACGAAGAUUGCUCUAUUCGCUUGUUAAAAACGCUUUUAGAUUAAUAUGCAUUGUCAACCAUACGGCCAAGUAAUGUCCCUGUUUUACCGUGACAGCGAUGCUAAAUUUCCGUCGUGGUUGAGCCGUUCGCGCCAGUUUCUAUCGGAGACGUAAACAAGUCAACUACGCGAUUGUUAGCAUCGCGAACGACUUUAUACGUGCUAAAAACCACGCCCAAAAGCUAAUAAGCCUUUGCUAGCAGGGCAUUCCUGGGUAUUCCUGGUAGAAUCAAACGAUUUUUAGGAAUCAGGUGAUCGAGAAGCACGGGCAUUGUUUACCGUUUGCAAAUCUGUUAGGUUAUCUGGAAGAUAUUAAAUACCAUUCACAACUGAUAAAUAGAAUCAAGAGAAGUCGUCUUCAGUCAUGAAUGUAUAUAAAGCACGGCUGAGUUGUCAACUCUAGUUUUGUCCGAAUAGAAUAGAUCCAGGGAAAAGUGGUUUCCACAAUAUACAAUAAACUAAAGUUCGAGUUGUUUUAAGUUUUAACUCCCGGUUAGGCCUUGCGUUUUGAAUAUUACAAAUAUUGCUGCUCGUUUUCAUAAGCUGUGCAUAAAUGUAGUUUUGGCAGAUUUCAUUCUUUUUAUGUUCUCUCAUUCAUUGCCGGCGGUAUUAUCAAAAAAAGGAAGGAUUUUUUUUCUUAAAUCCAAACACUCAGAAAGUAGUCUAUAUUCCCUACGAAACAAUUUUUGAGGAUCUGAUCAUAGUUUCUCGGAAUAUCUAUGAAUUCUUCGACGAACUGUUGAGCAAAACUUUCAGGGUCCAAUUUCCAAUUCUAGUCCCAACGAAUUAGACAAUUGCGUUUUCCGUUUUUGCCUUCCUAGGUUCCUGGAGGACAAGGUCUGGCCUUUAUAGUAUUCACCGAAACGAUAAAUAAGCUGCCUUUUGCGUCACUGUGGUCUGUUAUGUUCUUCUUGAUGCUCAUCACCGUGGGUAUUGAUACCGAGUUUGGAAUGCUGGAAGGCGUGGUCACCCCGGUCAUUGAUCAAAAUCUCUUCCCUAAGCUGAAGAAGGAAUACAUUUCAGGUUAGUGUUGACUCUCGCUCCCUGAUAGACUAUUCACAGUCUCCUAUUUUUCUGUAAGAUCGUCGAGAUCGAGCGCUUUGCGCUACCAGCGGCCAUCUUAGUUUCAAAUGUUCCUAGUUUAGCCUGAAGAUGAGCGUCAAACCUACUUAGGGGCGGAGGACACUCUUCGCCCACUUGUAUAAAGCCGAAUGAUCCCCCCACCCUCCCCUCAAUACACAUGAAACCAUGAUAGCCGCCAGUUCGUACCGGUUAGCGCUCGAUUCUGACGAUCUUUUGAAACCAUGCAUAGGGGACUGUGAACAGUCUAGAGUCCUGAAUUUUCCCUUGGACUUUCCAACACCAGUAUCGAAUGUACAGGGCUAUUAAUAUGGGCGUUGUAAGACGAGCAAACUCGAGUCACAAGCUAUAGCUACGAUGUUUAUUAGGGAAGUGAUUUUCUAGUCGCUCUAAACUGGUUCCAGUGGAAGAAGAAUCCGCUGUACCGCUCUCUUAGCGCUUUCACGCUGUUUGUGGAGUGUUGAGUCAUUAACCCGUAAUUAAGCCCAAAGAAUGAUCAACAGCAAAUUUGGUGACAAUAAUUUUAAAAGGAUAUGAUCACACAGGAGCGUAUUUAUUUGAUACUUCAACAACUUCGAUUUCCCCAUCUCAUAAUUCUAUCGAAAAUGUUUAGGAGCAACAAAUGAGAAAUAAAUAUAUAACGAUUUUAAGGUAACACAUCCACUUAGUGGUUCUUCGUCUACCUAAUUCCUGGUCCAAUUGGAAUUUGGAAAUGUUAGUUUUUGAGAAGAGGGGAAAACCGAAGUACCCCGAGAAAAACCUCUCAGAGCAAGGAAGAGAGCCAAUAACAAAUUCAACCCACAUAUGGUGUUGACGCCGGAUUUUCACCCGGGCCACACUGGUGGGAGGCGAGCGCUCUCACCACUGCGUCACCAUUGCUUUCCCCCAAAAAAUUAAAUUCGGGUUGAAAGGAUAACCCAUUUUUUUUGGUUCAUUUAAGGUAUCAUCUGUUUGGUGAUGUGCAUUAUGGGUUUGCCCUUAGUACAGCACUCAGGGGAAUACUGGAUGCAAUUAAUAGUAAACUACUGCUCCAGUAUUCCACUGCUUAUCAUCGCCUUGGUGGAAUGCAUCGCUGUUUCGUAUAUUUACGGCAUCGACAGGUGAGAGAUAAACACAAGGCUUCUUACCUUGUUUACUAUUUACAUUAACCUGAGAUCAGGCUCUAUUUUCGUUUCGCUUUGAAAAUUACAUUCCGGCGGGCAAGGCGAAACGAAAAGUGCCAAUUUCAGCGGUAGCCGUUAGAGAGAAUGUAUGAGAACCGCUCAAAUUGAGCCUGAUCUCAGGUUAUAUUUACAUAUACAACUGCAAAAAAAAACCGGAGAUUUUGGUUGGUUACCAUUUACAUGAGUAAACCGGUCGGUUGACAGUUUGGGUAAAUUGUAAGCAAAAUUCAGGACUGGUAAAUUUCGUCCUGGAAUCGCUUACAUUUGUACAAAUUGGUUCCAUUUACCGAAAAACACCCGCCAAGGCCGGAAAUUUUUAUCAAACAUGGCUUUGAAGAAAUGGAACACUAAUUUCCGUUUGGAAGAUUCCAUCCGGAAAAACAGGACCACCUUAUCAGAUGAGUUCCGUUGCUCCCGGAAAUCUUCUGCCGGAAUGACCCAAAAAGGCAUGUGUCAUUUACUUUUCGACCAGAUUUUUCGCCGGAAACUUUUAGUAAAUGGUAAGCAACCUUUGGAAAUUGGAAAUUGGAAAUUGGAAAUUUCGGUGAAAUGCCCAUCAAUGAAGAAGGUAUUCCAUUUGAAAGGGGUUCCAUCCUUUCUUUCCUUGAGUGGUACCGACAGGGCCGCGAGAUAGCCUGAAACUGGCGAAGCCUCAUGAAAACACGGUUUCCAGCGGGAAGAGAGGACUACCUUUUCAGAAUUGAAGUUCCACGUCCUCCGGAAAGAAUUCAGUGGAAGGCACAAAAAAUUGUGUGUUGCAUUUACAUUCCAACCCGCUAGUCCCGUUUUCUGAGUUGGGCAUUCCAGAUAGAAAGUCAUGUUCCAUUUAUCGACAUUCACCCCCCGGGGUAAAUAUAGGUAUGCGCCACCCCCAAAGGGUAUGGUUUUUGGGCCUCUUUGGCUUGAAAACAGGUAUACACUUUGCCUAUUUUGGACUGGAAUCGGGUAUGCUGUUCAAGAGAAGUACGAGAGCGUAUGAACCUACUGUUAUCGUUCAAUUCCAAAUGAAUAAGAACGAAAUAGAAAUCUGAGAACUGGAAAUACAUUUGAAGCAUUAUUUUGUUUGCGAUCUAAUUUAAGUAAUGAUGACAUAAUUUCUGCCUAAAGGUCUGGCCUGAAAACGGGUGUGGAAAAUGACAUUUUUUGGUCUGAAAUAGGGUCAGGAUUUGGAGGACCGGGCGGCACUCCCCCACCAAGAAUUUCCAGGAGUACCCCCACCCCCGGGCAUUUACCAUAUCUUUAUCACGAUCUCCAAGCCCUUUUCGCUUUCACCGUCUUAACUUAUCUUUUGAACUAAAUUGUUUGUUCCGAAUGACAAUUAUAUUCGAAAUUUUCGGAGAAAAUAUUGUUGAAUGGCAAGCAACCUUAACUAACAUAUCAUACUGCAAGUAGCACUCUGGCUUUUUCCUCUCUCUUGCUCUUGCACGCCAUUGAACUCACCCUAGAUCGUUAACGCUAUGUAGGUUGCAAAGGUUUCGUGAGAGAGCUGUAAGUUCCGUGUUUCAAUGCUACUAAACUUACGGUAGUUUUGAAAAACCUUUAAUGACAAAUUUCUACUUUUAAACAGAUUUAGCGACGACAUAAAAUACAUGACGAACAAACCGCCUCGUUUUAUUUGGAAGUGGUGUUGGAAGGUCAUUUCUCCGGUCACUAUAUUGGUUGUACUUUCUAUGAGCAUUAAAAGCAUGUCACAAACUACAGCACAGUACGACGUAUGGGACCCUGUUAAGGUAGGUAAUUCUAAGUCAAUAAACCCCUUGAGAGGGCCGUUAGAUCACGGCAUAACAGGGAGCUGAAGCAACGACGACGGCGACGGCAGCGAGAACGGCAAUAAACCAGUAGGUUUAGAUUAACAAGAUAACAACUUUGUACGUGCAUCACGCUUUUUUGUACAUUUCUUUGCCCUCGUUGCUCGACUACAACGUGGAAAUGCCUAAUUUCACGUUUUGUCGAGGACGGGAACACAACAACAAUUUUCUUUUUCUUUUCCUGAAAUUUGAUAUAAUCCUUUAGAAUUCAACUCCAAAGAAAUCUGCCAACAUUUGACGUCGCUGUCGCCGUUGCUUAGGUUCCCUAUUAAUGUUCACGAUGGAAGGAAGGGAGAAGUGACAGGAAGCUGCACAUUGUAUUGCGCAUGGGCAAUGUAGCCCGCCGGGAUCAAUAAGGCUGAAGGGAAGCUUCCUUCCGUGGCACAUUUGGGAAAAUUAACUGAAAUACAAAUUGAAUCGGGUUUUUCAGACCGGGCCGGAGAAAAACCUCUCGGAGCAAAGGAGAGAACCAACAACAAACUCAACCCACAUAUGGCGUUGAACCCGGGCCACAUUGGUGGGAGGCGAGCGCUCUCACCACUGCGCCAUCCCUUGCUCCCUUGCUCUCUCUGAGACACAGGUAAACCAGGGCUGGUGUCUUGCAUUUGAUCGAACUGUCGCUAAUAAGUUUCUAUCCUUUUUAGGGUAUUACAGUCUCCAUUCCUUAUCCAGCUUGGGGAAAAUUCUUGGCGAUAUUGAUUACUCUCAUGUCCAUAUUUUUUAUUCCUGCGGUGGCGUUUUUACGUUACUUCCGCGUGAUAAGCUUGGGAAAACCGGAACUGCCGGCUGUGGUCUUGGAGGGAGACGACUUCCCUUCGAACGAUUUGAACGCCUCAGAACUCCAGCCUCUUCAUAAUGGAAAGACCCAAAAGGAAAAGAAAAUGCGAAAACUGAGUUUUGCCAGGAGAAAAUUUAGACUUGAAGAUAAAUUAGCAACAGAGAGUUCGGACACAAAUAAAAACGGUCCACUGAACCGUGUUAUUACCGCCAAUGGACAGGUCUACCAACUGGUGAAUCAGCACAAUGGAGGUGCGGCAAUGUUUAUUUGACAUAGAUCGAGCAACGCUUGCUCAAUGUUAAUUUAAUUUUUAUGAAUAUCGUCUACAUGAAAAUUGCAUAAUCUCGCGACAACAACCAUACUAACUGGAUCGUUAUCCGAUGAAAGUUCAGUGUCUGUCAGUCGAUAUCUCCCACACCCUGGGCGUUGUCCUCAAGUGUGUAUUGGAAGAUUUCGAUUUCAUUAAAUUUAUGGGUCUGUUUUACCCAUGCAUUGUACUGAUGCGGAUAUUUUGAAGUCUAGAAAAGUGAUAAUCCGAAUAUGUUGAAUUUGUCCUCGGUGACUAUUAAAAAGUCGCAGGAUUGCUGAAGUCAGGCUAUUUGCUUGGUAGUGCUACCUAGUGCAACCCUAAAGCCCGGUUGAUAAUAAAAUUGUCUUUUUAUGGAAAACAGAUCACAAAUUGACCGCUCAAGGGAUGAGAUAUCUCUUCUAGAACUUAGAAUGUAUCAUAGUUUCCUAUAUAACGGUUGUUGAUAAUAGACUUACUUAAAGAGUCAAAUCCAUUUAAAAAUGUGGUGACAAUGAAGCGCAUAUCUCAAAGUUCUCUUGGAUGUCAGCAAACCAAGGGCACAUGUGCAGCGUGGUAAUCAAAUUAAGUCAAGAUCAUCCCUCAGACAACAUUAACCUCCUUGGCGCGAUGGGUAACCCUUGCCAAGUACAGUCGUAGAUGCAGAACAGCCAAUCACAAAUCAUUGAUUUGUCGGAGCAUCCUUCAGUACAGCGUGGCCAUCAGCGCCGGAAUCUGCCCGGAAUAGUCACGUUUGGCAUUGACUUACGCAUAGGACUUUCCAUGAAAAGAAAACCUUCGCGUCUUAGUGGUAGUCUAAGUUAGACAAAAUAAUAAUCGACAAUAAUGUUAUUAAUAUGAGUGAUUCAAAUUAGAAUCCAGAUAAAGAGUUGGACCAAAUUUUCUAUUGUGAACGAG
This is a messenger RNA of Porites lobata, 12897 nucleotides long. The record is from the annotation of a GenBank genome assembly. NCBI's taxonomy places the organism in Eukaryota, Metazoa, Cnidaria, Anthozoa, Scleractinia, Poritidae.